AUGGCUUCCUGCAAACAUGCCGGAUGGCUUCGUGUCAUAGAGAACCGCGAUUCGAAAGAGCUCAUUAUAGAAAGAACCGAUCGACUGGGCGCUCUGGUUCGCGAAAUGCCUGAGCCAGACUUUCAGCGCCCGCUGGUUUGUCUCUUUUUGGGUACCUCAACAAAAGAUGAGGCUAUGCGGAACAUCUUUAAUCGAAAUAACAUACGCCGUGGAGAUCGAGCAAAUGUGAACCUACGGGUUGAUACGGCGUCUUUGACAAGCGACAAUCCUGUGCUUUUUGCCGACAGUAACCCCUUCCAAAUUCCUCUUUCUGAAAAGACUCACGUGUGGUGUCAUGAAACUAUGUCUCAUUCUACAACAUGGCACACAACUGCAUCACGCGCCGUCAUCGACGUUCUAUAUUCUAGACUCGUCUUCACUUUCAGCGAUGUCAUUUGCAUUUUUGCCGAUGACUUUCAGACAUUAGAAGCAAUUAUGUUGCGCUUAAUAGCGUGGACUGAGGUUCAAAAUGCUUCCUCAUUGCCUUCCGAUACGCGUCCUAGACUGCUUAUCAUUCUCUCGGAAGAUGGCAAGUUUAGCGAGGCUCGCAUAGAGGACUACCUGGCCUCAUCUAACCCUGGACGCCAACUUUCUUCAAGCUUUUCGACACUCAAGAUCUUUCAGCUAGCAGGCAAAUACCUUUCUCCAUCUACCCGCUAUCAACGGCUCCAUGCGGAGAUUCGAUAUCAUAUGGAAGAAUCGAGAGCGAUAAAAUCGAGCCUUAGGUGCCUUUUCUCCGCCACUCACCUUCUGCAUUUUUUCAACUCCGCAGUGAAGCACACGGCGCAUAACCCAGGAGAGGUAUUUGACUUUAUUAAGGUCGCGAGAGACGCAGAUCCAGUUAAAACAGAUCACCAUGUAUAUCUGCAGAAGUUUCUCAAGCUCUGCGUUCACUUCAAAAUCUCAUACAACAUGGUAGCAGCAUUUGUUGCCUCAAGCAUUAUGAUGAAUGCGUACCCGAAAAGAAUGCAUCUCUUUGACCCGUACUUGAUAUACCGUAACCUAUACAGGCCUCAUUGCAAUAAGGCAUUUCAAUUCUCCUAUGGACCACAGUGCUCUACCUAUUUGGAUCGAGAGGUUCAAGCUCAGUGUGACCGUAUAUUCGAGGCUCUAGAGGACGGAUAUACGGAUGCUGCACAGCUUCACAGAGGAACCGCUGAAAAGUAUAGCAGUUUCCUACGCCAAGUUGUGACAAACACAGUCUGUAUCUGGUGCCUUUGCCGACCUCCCGAGAGACAUUUGAGCUGCGGUCACUCAAUAUGUGAUAUAUGCGCCGCUGCGUUUGGCAUUCCUCUUCCAAAGUCGGAUACCCAAUUCCGACUAGAUUGUCUUUUCCAUGAUGGCGGAGAAUUACUAGCGAAUAUCAAACCACCAACAGCUGGAGUGAGGCUUAUAGGCAUUGAUGGCGGUGGUGCGCGGGGUGUCACGCCCCUCGAGUUCCUAGGUGAAUUACAGAAAUUACUUGGAGAAUGUCCAAUCCAUGACAUGAUUGAUCUUGCACUUGGUACAAGUUCAGGGGGCCUCACUGUACUGGCCAAAUUUCAUCAAAAGUGGCCUGUCUCCCAAUGUGCUAGUAUAUUUGAGACUCUCGCCCGUCGAUGUUUUUCAACCUCUGACUCCGCCUUGGGUCGAUUGAAAGCAGUGGUCAAGUAUAUAACUAGCGAUGCAAUGUACGACGAGCGAUUUCUGGAAGGUGCACUUCAAGAAACUUUGCCUGGACAGUUAUUUGGUUACGUCCCUGGCAUAGUAUCUGGGACAAAGGUGGCACUUACUGCGACAUCUGGGGGGAAUGCACGUUCAAUAUUCACAAACUACAACGGCUCGGCACAACCGAUGGGAUAUACAGUGGUUCGACCUGAAAACAAUCACGACGAAGCUGCAUUAUGGCAAGCAGCCCGUGCAACGACAGCAGCCCCUAUUUUCUUUAAGCCUAUCACUGUCGCCGGUCAAGAAUUUUGGGACGGUGGGCUUGGGUUUCCCAACCCUAUUGAACUAGCAAUGUGGGAGUGUUCCCGUAUCUGGGAUAAAAAUAUAUCUCACGAUGUCAUCAUCUCUCUGGGUACUGGAGAGGCCUCUAAAGGCCUACCUAGGAGAAAGACCCAUUCCCUACAGAAGUUAUGGACUUCUUUCAUGGAUUUUCUCGACGGACAUACUAGAUAUGGUGAUGUCAGAAAUGGGUUGGAUGAGCAACGCAGGCAAGACUUCUUUCGUCUGAAUACCGAGCUUCCAUUCCCAAUCCGGCUGGACGAUGUUCAAAGUAUACCGCUACAGAAAGAGCAGAUACACCUGCACCCGCCGGGUCAGCUUAUUGAAGUUGCAACAGCGCUCUUGGUUUCAAACUUUUACUUCCAGCUCGAUACAUCUCCCAUCUAUGAUGGAGGCUUCUAUUUAUGCGAAGGCUCUAUUAGGUGUCGCGGCGUCUAUAAAAAUAUAGUCAACGCUCUCAUAGCCCUCUAUCAGCCUGAGAUGGAGUUUGUUACUGCGAAUGAGACCCUCGCCUCGCUAGAUUUACAAGCCUGUGAAAUGUGCUCCCUUUACAACAGACAUGUUUCAUUUUACGUCCGACACCCUACGGAAAAUGUCACAAUAUCGCUACGGUUGGCGAAAGGCAUUGAAAGGAAGAUAAGCGGCUUUCCCAAAAAUAUGCAAUGGUUUGAGAUACAACAGGGCCUUGACUCUCCUUUCACCGGCUCUGGAAGUUCUCAGAAGAUUCGAGGCGUGUAA
Molecule: messenger RNA, 2763 nt
Organism: Penicillium arizonense
Lineage: Eukaryota; Fungi; Ascomycota; Eurotiomycetes; Eurotiales; Aspergillaceae
Product: patatin-like phospholipase family protein
Exons: 7
Coding region: 1-2763 (920 amino acids)
Biological process (GO): arachidonate metabolic process
Cellular component (GO): membrane
Source: RefSeq, a predicted model, not a curated record